Messenger RNA from Camellia sinensis, 687 nucleotides. The record is from RefSeq and is a predicted model, not a curated record. NCBI's taxonomy places the organism in Eukaryota, Viridiplantae, Streptophyta, Magnoliopsida, Ericales, Theaceae.
AUGUCCUUUAUCUUGUCCCUUGGGACCCAGCCUAUAACACUCCACACUUUCUCAUCAAAGAAUACAACACAUAAAUUUGCUACAUCAGAUAGGCCAACUGUCAUUUAUAGUAGUAACAAGAAAUUACUCUAUAGCAAUGUAAAUUUGAAGCAGGUCAUUCAUAUGUGCCCUUUCAACUUUGCUGCUUUUCCGGACAGCACACUUCUUGAAUUGGAAAAGAAGAAAUCUUUAAUUGUUAUUCUAGUCCAUGCUUCUAAAGGUCCCAUGGGUCAUACCAAUUCAAAGAUUGGAACAGAUGCACCACCAAGCAAUACUCCAAACUGGACAAUUAACAUUUCAGAUGUAAGAACAGUUAAAGUCAGUAAUAUCUCACUAGCUACCUCUGAGAAGGAUAUUAAGGAAUUCUUCUCUUUUUCUGGUGAUAUCCAGUAUGUUGAAAUGCAAAGGGAAACUGAAACAUCUCAGCUUGCAUACGUUACCUUCAAGGAAUCACAGGGAGCAGAUACAGCUAUGCUUUUGACAGGAUCCACAAUUGCUGAUCUUUCAGUCUCUAUUACACGGGUCGAGAAUUACCAGCUGCCUCCUGAUGCUCCUUCCCUAACCCCUGUAAGUACCACGACUGUUAAAAAUAAUACUUUGGUAUCUGUUUUUAUAAUACUGUUCUAUCUAUUCAUUCUAAAAAUUUAA